Molecule: messenger RNA, 2013 nt
Organism: Trypanosoma theileri
Lineage: Eukaryota; Euglenozoa; Kinetoplastea; Trypanosomatida; Trypanosomatidae
Product: putative DnaJ chaperone protein
Exons: 1
Coding region: 1-2013 (670 amino acids)
Biological process (GO): 'de novo' cotranslational protein folding; regulation of translational fidelity
Cellular component (GO): cytosol
Molecular function (GO): Hsp70 protein binding; ribosome binding
Source: RefSeq, a predicted model, not a curated record
AUGAUGACUCUCCCCGUGUUUGAUAUUCCACAUCUUGAGAAAGAUGAGGGGUUACUCCUGUUUAACGUGGAACCCACACUUUUGUGUGGUAUGGCAACUGGACUCCGCGUUCUCCCGCAUGGAAUGGCACUUCAGCAGCAGGCCAGAAUGACUGCACGAUUGUGGGUAGAGAAGGAACGGCAACAGCGGCAUCACGCACGCCGUCACGAAGACCCUCACGCUAUGAGUGGCUCCGAUGUGGACGAUGAUGAUGAUGAUGAUGGAAAUGAUGGUAGCUACGGAGACGAAAACCAGCAACAGCAACAACAACAACAAAACUUUCGUCGUAAAAAGUUUGUUAAGUUAACAGAUGAAGAUUUACAGGUGGAUUGGUAUGAUGUACUGCGUCUGGAGCAAGGUGAGGGGGCAACAGAGGAACAAAUACGGGCGGCCUACCGUCGACGUUGUCUGGAAACACACCCAGAUAAGCAGAAGGAUCGCUCUGAUGAGGCCUUUAAGAAGGUUCAGCGUGCUUUUGAUAUUCUAGGCGAUGCUGAGACCCGUUUGGCGUAUGACUCUUCUCGUCCUUUUGAUGACAGCAUCCCACCGGAGACGCUUCCUUCUGGGGCAGACUUCUACGCUACCUUUGGUCCCGUAUUUGAACGUAACAAGAAGUGGAGUAGCGAGCCUAAUCUCCCCUCCAUUGGUGAUGAUAACAUGAGUCUUAAAGAUGUAAACCGCUUCUAUGACCGUUGGGCUCGCUUCCAGAGCUGGCGUGACUUUUCCCACCUUGUCGAGCUUGAUGAAAUUGAUGACGGAAUGUGUCGUGAGGAGAAGCGUUACUACAUGCGUGAGAAUGCACGUCAGCUGCAACAGUUCCGUCGUGAGGAACAACAGCGACUGCGUACUUUAGUGGAGCGGGCGCGGCGUAGUGAUCCUCGAUUGCGGCGUGCCCGUGAGGCGGCAGAGCGGGAGGCGGCAGAGCGACUGGCGGAGCGGGAGGCCCAACGUGUGGCCCGCCACGAGGCGCGGGAGGCCCGGCGAGUGGAACAGCAGCAGCGGGAGGCCGCAGAGGCGAAGGAGGCGGCAGAGCGGGUGGUGCGGGCAAAGCAGGAGAUUCGCCAAGCCCAGCAGGACCUCCUCGCAUUCCUCAGGGAACAUGAAUUGCUGGAUGAGACACCAACGAAUAAGUUCUUUCGACAUGUCGUGCGGAAGCCCAAUGUGACGUGGUUGUUUGCUAAGAUCCAUACACCAGAACGGGCAGCGGCAGUGCUGCGGGAGGUGACGGAGUGUAGCACAGAACGACGUCAGGCUGAACCACAGCAGGAGGCAGUCACUAAUAAUAACAAUAAUAAUAAUCAUUAUCAUCAUCAUCGUCAUCAUCAACAAAACGAUGAUGAUGAGGGAGUGGAAGUGGAGGCGGUGUUGCGGUUUAAUGCACUCGUUGAGGAUCAAGAACAGCAGAUUGGUCUGACACGUUAUGGGGAACCUGUGAAGAAACGUCCAGUGGUUGUGCCCGCUGCAAAGGCUCCUGAACCUGAAAAGAAACCCGCUGCAGAAGCACCAGCUGCAAAGAAGCAGGAAGAAUGGGAUGAAGAGGAUUUGGUUCGACUGCAGAAAGCCACGGCGAAAUUUCCGCCAGGUGCAGUGGAUCGCUGGGAAAAGAUUGCCGGUUUGCUGCGUGGUAAAUUCACACCAGAGGAGGCGAUGGCAAAGGUAAAUGAGAUUACAGCAGCACUACAUCAUUCAAAUAAUAAUAGCAGUAAUGCACGCGCUGCAGGGCAGCCACAACCUUCUACAACUCCAGUGAAGGUUCCAUCUACUGUUGUUGCGGCAACAACCGCCUCCACAGUUCCCCCAGUGGAGGAUUGGACGGUAAAGCAGCAGAAACAGCUGGAGCAAGGACUACGAGAGCUCAAGGACUAUAAAGAAAAGGAUAAGUUUCAGAAAAUUGCAGCCAUGGUGGAUGGUAAAAAUGCUAAAGAGUGUUUUGAACGCUUUAAACACUUAUGUGCUAUCAGUAAGCGUAAGUAA